Molecule: messenger RNA, 1598 nt
Organism: Tachyglossus aculeatus (Australian echidna)
Lineage: Eukaryota; Metazoa; Chordata; Mammalia; Monotremata; Tachyglossidae
Gene: FOXA3
Product: forkhead box A3
Exons: 2
Coding region: 8-1228 (406 amino acids)
Biological process (GO): cell differentiation; regulation of transcription by RNA polymerase II; anatomical structure morphogenesis
Molecular function (GO): protein domain specific binding; RNA polymerase II cis-regulatory region sequence-specific DNA binding; DNA-binding transcription factor activity, RNA polymerase II-specific
Source: RefSeq, a predicted model, not a curated record
GCCGGGGAUGCUGGGCUCCGUGAAGAUGGAGACCCACGAGCUGGCCGACUGGAGCGCCUACUACCCCGAGGCCAACGAGGUCUACCCAGCCGUAGGUGCCAUGCCGCCCAGCCUGAGCCCCGUCAACUCCUACAUGACCCUGAGCCCGCUGGCCACCCCAGCCGCCCUGAACAUGCCCUACGGCCCCGGAGGGCUCACCUCCUCGCCGCUGCCCGGGCUGGGCCCGCCCCCCGCCAGCCCGCUGGGGCUCCCGGCCACCGCCGCGGCCACCGCCGGCCCGGGCCUGGCCCCGUUGGGGCCCCAGCCCCCCGCCGCCCCGCUCGGCCCUCUUGUGCCCUACCCAGGCGCGGGGCCACCGGCCGGACCCCCGGGGCUGGCCUACCCGGCGGGGGUGGCACGCCCCAAGGACGCGGGCGCCAAGACCUACCGCCGGCCGCUGGCUCACGCCAAGCCGCCGUACUCCUACAUCUCGCUCAUCACCAUGGCCAUCCAGCAGGCGCCCGGCAAGAUGCUGACGCUCAACGAGAUCUAUCAGUGGAUCAUGGACCUGUUCCCCUACUACCGUGAGAACCAGCAGCGUUGGCAGAACUCUAUCCGCCACUCGCUGUCCUUCAACGACUGCUUCGUCAAGGUGGCCCGCUCUCCGGACAAGCCCGGCAAGGGCUCCUACUGGGCGCUGCACCCCGGCUCGGGCAACAUGUUCGAGAACGGCUGCUACCUGCGGCGCCAGAAGCGCUUCAAGAUCGACGACAAGGCCAAGAAGCCGCCCGGCGCCAAGGUGGCCGAGGGCGGGGAGGGGCCGGGGCCGGCCGGGGCCGGGGAGGGGGCCGAGCCCGAGCCGGCGGAGCUGCCGGCGGGGGCCGCGGAGGACUCCCCGCCCCGGGCCUCCCCCCGGGCUUCGCCGGCCGCCCUGGGCGCCCCCCACUACUUCCCCGGCCUGGACCUGGUGGGCGACCUCAAGAUGGACGCCCAGUACAACUUCAAUCACCCGUUCUCCAUCACCAACCUCAUGUCCUCCGAGCAGGGCAGCAAGGUGGACCUGAAGGGCUACGAGCAAGCCCUGGCCUACGGCAGCUACGGCCCCUCCCCGGCGGCCACGGCCUCCGCCGCCGCCGCCGCCACGGCCGCGGAUGCCAAGCUCGGCUACGAGGCGGCCGCGGCCCCGCUCGGGGAGGCUGGGACUUACUACCAGAGCCUGUACACCCGCUCUCUGCUCAAUGCCUCCUAACGGAGCCGGGAGAGGAGUGGGGUCCCGGAAGGUCAAUGGAGGAGGUUGGGGAGGCGGCCGGGGGCGCGCCCAGUGUCCGGCCCAAGCGGGAAGGGGGCCGGGACUCAUUCUCUCUUCCCGCGAUCGCCCCAUCCACCACCACCGUGGUCAUUUUGGCAGCCGUGUUACGACGACAGGGGAUGGGGAUGCUGGGGUGCGGGGAGGGGGAGAUGUGGAAGGGAAGGAUCUCAGUUACUUGCCCUGAACCCCCAAACGCUGGAUGAGGGAGCCGGGGUGGGAUGACCUUCCUCUUUCCACCCCGCCCCGGCCCCCUCUCCCCGCCGGGGCCCUAGGUUUCUAUUUAAGCGUCUUCUGAAGUGGCGGUGGGCGG